AUGUCUGCCCGCAGCUCGACCUCCUCCACCACCUUCCUCAUCCCCGCUGUCUUCAGCACCUGGAGCGCAGCCCAGGAGCGCGACCUCGAGGCCCAAAGUCUUCGCAGCUUCGACCACGUCCACGUCGGGCUGCCCACUCCUCCUGCUGCCCUCACACACACCACUCGGGCUCGCUCCUCCCUUGAGGACGGCACGAACCCCAUCGACGACUUCUUCGGCGUCGCCUCGCCGUCCUACAUCCCACGCGGCACGCUGGACAGCCGUCACGACGCGGUGUCUCUGCCUGCCCACGUCGACGACGCGCCGCCGCCAUACUCGUAUUCGUCCGAGCCGCCUGCGUACAUGCGGUACGCGGAGCACCCGACUCUCGCGAUGUACCUGUUCAAGUUUGGUUUCUUGUUCCCGCUCUUCUGGAUUGCCGGUGCCUUCAUUCUCAUCUCGCCUUUGCGCGCACCGGAGGAUUGGGAGCUCACCAAGACCGAGGGGGAGCGGGAGGAGCUCAUCCAAUCCAUGCGACGCACAGAGAUGAAGUGGGCCAAGCGUUGCCUCAUUGCCUUCUCCGUCCUCGCCCUCAUCGUCACCGCUAUCGUCGUGAUCGCGGUCCUCGUCAUGAAGUCGUGA
Messenger RNA from Fomitopsis serialis, 621 nucleotides. RefSeq lists its product as uncharacterized. The transcript has 2 exons. The record is from RefSeq and is a predicted model, not a curated record. The coding region runs from base 1 to 621 and encodes 206 amino acids. NCBI's taxonomy places the organism in Eukaryota, Fungi, Basidiomycota, Agaricomycetes, Polyporales, Fomitopsidaceae.